AAACCAACUAGUGCGGCGGACGUUUUAUUUUUUAUAUUUUUGUCCUCGUUAUAGCCCGAAGGCCAACAUUUAGGGUAUACGUUUAAGAAAAAAAAUAAUAAUGACAGAGUAGCUUAUUAGGCCAUUCAUUGUCAAAAGCAGGGUAACAUCGACGUCUUUCCUCUGAGCCGGAAAAUUAGAGAAGCUAACAUUAGGUAGCUAAUGUUUGCGUAGCUAUAGCUGGCUAGUUUUCAGAAGACCUACUUUUAACGGAGAGAAUUUUAUAAUCACCAUUGCUGUAAUGGCUGAUGUUGACAAACUCAACAUAGACAGUAUCAUCCAACGUCUCUUAGAAGUCAGAGGAGCAAAGCCGGGCAAAAAUGUGCAGCUACAGGAAAAUGAGAUUCGUGGAUUAUGCCUUAAGUCAAGGGAGAUCUCUCAGUCAACCAUUCUUCUGGAGCUUGAAGCUCCUCUCAAGAUUUGUGGGGACAUUCACGGGCAAUACUACGACUUGCUGAGGCUCUUUGAGUACGGGGGAUUUCCUCCAGAGAGCAAUUACCUGUUUUUGGGAGACUAUGUGGACCGAGGGAAGCAGUCUCUGGAAACCAUCUGUCUCCUGCUGGCCUACAAAAUUAAAUACCCUGAAAACUUCUUCCUACUGAGGGGAAACCAUGAGUGUGCUUCAAUCAACAGAAUAUAUGGUUUCUAUGAUGAGUGUAAAAGAAGAUACAACAUAAAACUCUGGAAAACAUUCACAGACUGUUUUAACUGCCUCCCCAUUGCUGCCAUUGUUGAUGAAAAGAUCUUUUGCUGCCACGGAGGACUGUCACCUGACCUUCAGUCCAUGGAGCAGAUCAGACGUAUCAUGCGUCCCACUGAUGUGCCCGACCAGGGUCUGCUGUGUGAUCUUCUCUGGUCUGAUCCAGACAAGGAUGUUUUGGGCUGGGGAGAGAAUGAUCGGGGUGUAUCGUUUACCUUUGGGUCAGAGGUGGUGGCCAAGUUCUUACACAAACAUGAUCUGGAUUUGAUCUGCCGUGCCCAUCAGGUUGUUGAGGAUGGCUAUGAGUUUUUUGCAAAGCGGCAGCUCGUGACUUUGUUCUCUGCACCGAACUAUUGUGGGGAGUUUGAUAAUGCCGGUGCUAUGAUGAGUGUGGACGAGACCCUCAUGUGUUCUUUUCAGAUUUUAAAACCAGCCGAGAAGAAGAAGCCCAACGGCAGCCGUCCUGUGACUCCUCCCCGCAACAUGGUCACGAAGCCAGCCAAGAAAUGAGACCGGGUCACAGAAGCCGCUAGUCUUCUGCAUUUGAAGGGUUGGUUAUCCUUCACGCUGCCAGUACAGAAAAAAAGAUAUCCACUUCUACCUGAUGAAAGCAAAAUCUUUACUUUUAUCCACAUGGGUAAAUUAAUGUCACCAUGGAAAUUAAAAAAUAAAAAAUCCUCAGGUGUUUUGCACUCCAUUUUUGCAGCUAGUCUUUGCCACACGACUGUUCGAUCAGGAAAAAUGUAACAAUAUGGCUCCUUGAUGCACAGGAAUGCCUUGUUUGUAGCUGUGCACAAUUUUUAUUCACGUCCUCUAAUUUCAUCUUUUUCUCACUGUCAAAUCAUUGGAAAGAGUCACAGAACACACGUUUACGUCUGUAAAUGUUUACUUAACAUAGGACAUCAACGCCACACAGCAUCACUGCAUUUUUAAACAAAUCGUGUGCUCAGUGAAUUGAAUAAAGCAGCACUCUUGUAAUGGCAAACUUUUAAUGACCUGUAUUUUAGUGGGGAAAUGGUAUUUGGUUUUAAUUUGUAAUUCUUAUUUACUCUGUUAUUCUCAGAGCAACCUGUAAGAGUCUCUCCUCUGCUCGGGAGCUUAUGUGUUUGUCUUUUUUUUUGUUGUUUGUUUGUUUAUAAAAUAUCCAUGCUAUGAGAUGAUUUUUAUGAUGCUUGGUGAAAAUGUUGGUUGUUAUUACAGGAAGAACUGAUUCCAUUUUGGUGAUGAUGCUCCUGUGAAACAAAGAGCAUGAGCAGGGUUUACGUAUUUUAUUUUUUUUCUAAAUAGCUUCAGGCUAAAGCUCAGUUAGCUCCACAACGACACUAGCGCUAUCUACCACAGCAUAUUGGAAUUGUAAUAAUGAAUAAAAGCUCAAAAUGGAGACUUCCAUUUUCAAUUUAA
Messenger RNA from Thalassophryne amazonica, 2140 nucleotides. Its product is annotated as serine/threonine-protein phosphatase PP1-gamma catalytic subunit A-like. Lineage: Eukaryota; Metazoa; Chordata; Actinopteri; Batrachoidiformes; Batrachoididae. Gene Ontology annotation, cellular component: cytoplasm; nucleus. The record is from RefSeq and is a predicted model, not a curated record. Gene Ontology annotation, molecular function: protein serine/threonine phosphatase activity.